AGCGUCUUGAUACAAACCCAUGUUGGUGAAGUCAUGUUGAGCAGAGUUGGUAAAAACCUGGAAGGAGUGCGAGCUCAGAAGGUGUCAGUGGAUCUGUUUGUGUUCUGGCCUGGGUUCAGACUGUGCUGCAUCUUUGGAAGCCUCAAUUUAUUUUUGGCAUCUUGACAUUAGAGCUGUGCAAAAGCAGUGGCCUCACAAAACUGCCACAACACAGGUUUGAACAUCUGAGAGCUUUAAGAAGACACUGAAGUAAAUAUGGAAAACUUUCCUGAAAGGGACUGACGAGCACCGCACAUGCAGCACCACAUCAGUAUGACCAAAGAGGAGGAGAUCCCUGACUGGGAGGGAGGCCAGGAGUUCUACGAGAAGUAUGAACCCAAAGAGAUUCUGGGAAGGGGGGUGAGUAGCGUGGUACGCCGCUGUGUCAACAAGCAAACUUUUCAGGAGUACGCUGUGAAGAUCAUCGACAUCACCCCCUCAGACAAGAUGUCUCAGGAAGAGAUAAAGGACCUCAGAGAGGCAACAGUGAAGGAGAUUGAGAUCCUCAAAAAAGUCUGCGGAGUGGACAACAUCAUACAGCUCAAAGACUGCUACUGGUCAAAUGCCUUCUUCUUUCUGGUCUUCGACCUGAUGAGGAGAGGAGAACUUUUUGACUACCUCACAGAGAAAGUUACUCUGAGUGAGAAAGAAACCAGGAUGAUCAUGCGUGCUUUGCUGAAGGUGGUCCAGUUUCUUCACAGCCAGAACAUUGUCCACAGAGACCUGAAGCCCGAAAACACUUUAGAUGACGAGAUGAACAUCAAGCUGACUGACUUUGGUUUUGCUGUGCAGGUUCAAGCAGAAAAGAAGCUCAAAGAGGUGUGUGGGACUCCUGGCUAUCUGGCUCCUGAGAUCAUCGAGUGCUCCAUGGAUGUGGGACACAGAGGAUACGAUCAUGCUGUGGACAUAUGGAGUUCAGGAGUUAUCAUGUACACCCUCCUGGCAGGCUCGCCGCCCUUCUGGCACCGGAAACAGGUUCUGAUGCUGCGUAUGAUUUUGGCAGGAAGGUAUGACUUCUCCUCUCCAGAAUGGAACGACCGCUCAGACACUGUUAAAGAUUUGAUCUCUCGGAUGCUGGUCGUAGACCCCAGUAAGCGCUACACAGCCACCGAGGCUCUGAACCACCCAUUUUUCUCACAGUAUGUCGUGGAUGAAGUACGACAAUUCAGUCCAUACAGACGCUUCAAGGUCAUUUGCAUCACUGUACUCGCUACGAUGCGGAUCUACUGCAGCUACCGUCGUGCCAAGCCUGUCACCAAGGAGGUGAUCAAGAGUGACCCGUAUGCCGUCAAGCCUAUCCGCAAGCUCAUCGACGCCUGCGCCUUCAAGAUGUACGGCCACUGGGUCAAGAAGGGCCAAGCUCAGAACAGAGCAGCACUUUUUGAAAACACUCCAAAGUUCAUCCUGCUGUCGAUAGCAGCUGCUGAAGCGGAGCUGUCGCCGCUCCACACCUGGUGAUACCGUGCCACGUCUUAAAACUGAGGUGGGGAUGUUUGUUUCCUGUGGCGUAUAGCGUUACGUCGAAGAAAUUACCCUUCAAACUGAUGUAAUUUUGUACUUUGUAGUGAAAGACACACUGGAGCCACUCAAAUCAGCUGAAGUGUGAACACAACCGGAGUGAGAAGGAGAACAGCUACAUCAAAACCAGAGAUUGAAGUUUUUUUUGCUUUUCCUCUCUUGAAGCUGCAUGAAAUAACUCCUGGUGUGCUUCCAAGUAUUUUUAAAUAUUCAUAUGAAAGUAUUUUUCAUAAGUGUGACCUCUGACACCUGACAGAAAUCUGAUCCAUCUCAAUGAAAACAGUGCUGGCAGCCACACAGUUACACGACCAGAAUUACCCAUCAAGUACUAGACAAAAACUUCAAAGUGAUUUGAACCCAGUAGCUUUGCAUUUCCAUCAAUGCACUGCAAUUUUCCCCACAAUACAUUAUAAUUUUUGGCACAUACGUUUAUGGGAAAAGACAAGUGCAAUGACAGGCACAGAAGCUGCCCAUUUUUUGAAUGAUUCACCCAAAAUAACCGGUCUGAAAAGAAAACUGUGUGGUCCAAUUGCUUGUGUAAUCCUCAUCUUGUCAUUUCCAAUGUGGUCUGUAUACAAAAUAAUUACAUAUCUCACACCGCUUCUCCAUCACACUUAUU
Messenger RNA from Thalassophryne amazonica, 2176 nucleotides. RefSeq names its product phosphorylase b kinase gamma catalytic chain, skeletal muscle/heart isoform-like. The record is from RefSeq and is a predicted model, not a curated record. Gene Ontology annotation, molecular function: phosphorylase kinase activity; calmodulin binding; ATP binding. Gene Ontology annotation, biological process: protein phosphorylation; glycogen biosynthetic process. Lineage: Eukaryota; Metazoa; Chordata; Actinopteri; Batrachoidiformes; Batrachoididae. Gene Ontology annotation, cellular component: phosphorylase kinase complex.